This is a messenger RNA of Pimephales promelas (fathead minnow), 2464 nucleotides long. It is a transcript of the gene iho1, whose product is annotated as interactor of HORMAD1 1. Gene Ontology annotation, biological process: homologous chromosome pairing at meiosis; meiotic DNA double-strand break formation; DNA recombination. NCBI's taxonomy places the organism in Eukaryota, Metazoa, Chordata, Actinopteri, Cypriniformes, Leuciscidae. Gene Ontology annotation, cellular component: condensed nuclear chromosome. The record is from RefSeq and is a predicted model, not a curated record.
AGUAAAUGUCACGGACAACACAAAGCCUCAUCAAUCCUUAACGGUCAGCGCCAACGACCGGCAAACAUUAUUUAUGUUGCCUCAGAAUCAUUACUGCAUAUCAAAGUCAUUUUCUGAUCUUGAAAACCUGGAUAUGAAGCCCAAUGUCUGGAAUAUUAAGGAGAUGUUGAACAUCCCCGCAACUUCUGGAGGGAUAAAACCCGGUAAGGGUCCAACCAGUGACUACUCCAGCCUGACUGACUCUCAGUUUCUGUUGGGCUCUCAAAUGUGGCCUGACAAUUCACAAGGGUUUACUCAGGAGAUGAGUGGACAGAGCAGAGGUUCACAGCAUACAUCACAGGAGAUGAAGGAAAUGAUGGUGUCCAGCAGUUAUAGUUCUAAGCCGCUUUUGUUUGGCGGUGAUGGCAAAAUCCUAAACUUCACUGGUGGCAAAUCUGUUGGCAUGUUGGACAGAUUUGAAGAGGAGAAGCGAAAAUCCAAAGAAAAAUAUGAAAGGGAAAUUCUCACUAAUGGAAUUCUACAAUUGCAGGAAACUCUGGGAAAUACCAGAGAGACUUUAUUAAAUUGCAUUAAUGGAAGUAGUGACAGCACCAGAAAAGUUUUAGUGGAGAGAAUGGAUAAUUUUUCAAAAACAAUUGAAGAUUAUUUAAACAGUGUGAAAGAGGGUAUAACAUGUCAGUUUGAGACUCUGCAGAGCCAAACACAAAUAGAAAUGGCGGACAGGGAAGCCAAGAGCAGUCUGGCUGCAAAAGAGUUGAGCUCAAACAUACUUAACCUCCAUCGGGAUCUGGAGCAUCUAAAAGUAGAGCAGAGCAAGGAGCAGGGCAUGCUGGGAAAUAUUCUGUCUCAGCUUAGCACUUUAAUUUCUACUCACAAGCCAACAGCAGGGCCUAGCUCUGCCAGAAUGAUUGACAGUGAGGUCCAGACAUCACCUGGUCUGUUAAAGAGGUUCUGUGUCAUGUCAACUGAAAAACACCAAGAGAGCAAGAUGAUGUGCAACAGGCCUGUCAUUUAUUCAGGAGAAGCAGUAGAACAGAACCAGUGUCUACUUACCACACAGAAGACACAAAACAGAAAUGCACAUGCUCUGCCUGUAAAAAGACAGCAGACAGCAGUCACAGAGGAGGUUUCCCCUGAUGCUUCACAGAGAUCUUGGUGUACACAGUUAGUUGAGACCAGACCUUCAAGCCCACUUGUGGAUGCUCAAUUCACUGCAUCCAUAGUUGACCAAGAAGAACAGUAUGUAGAUAGACACCUGGUGCCUGAAAAACCAUUGAACAGAUUGGGCACUGAUGCAAUGCCACCCCUGAAAUUACCUAGGAGGCACCAAAAAGCCCUGAAUUAUAGACGGGGAAAGAGAGCACUGGUUCUCCCACAAAGACAACCAAUGAGAAAAAAAGGAGCAAUGAAGUUUUCAAAUGACAGUCUGGAGAGUAAAGACCUUCAGUGUGAGCAAAAAGACAAAGUGCCUUUGUCUUCUCUUUGUGACAACUGGAAAGUGACCAACAAAUCUGUUGCAGAGAAUCACUUAAAACUACAGCAGCAAGCCACUGUAGCACCAGUUAGUAGGUGUGUAGCUGAGCAACCACUAAACCCCUUCAGUUUGUGGUCUGAGGACACAGACAGUUCCCAAAUGAUAGUGGAUUACAAGAUGGCUGAGUGGGAAAAAGUGGUGCCUGAACCUAAAGCUAGUGUGAUAGAAGAAGGUGGCCUGUGGCAGCUCUUUGACAUUACUGAUGACUCAGAAUAAAAUGCAGGAUACUCCCAUACUGUAUGCCUAUUACAUUUACAUUUGAGAAAUUAUUUAGAGAAUCUUCUAUGUUCAGGUUUUUUUUUUUACUAAGAACUUGAAAUUGCCUGUAAACAUGUGAACCUUGUUCUCGAACCUCAUUUCUUUCUAUAGACAUUAUCUGUUUGUUUUCUGUUGUUUGAACAUUGGCACACAUGGAUAUUAUAAAAAUCUUUCUUAUAAAAGACAGUUUGGCAGACUUUACUGCCUCUAAAAGUAUUGUUCUAUUUUACUUGUACCAUAUGACUCUAAAGCAAUAACAUUCAAGCACUUUCUGUAAUUUCAUAUUCUUUUUUGCAAAUCAUAUUCCAGAAAUUUGUUUUGGCCUUUUUUUUAAAGAUAUUUUAGACAACCUCUGUAACUUUAACAGGUAAAAUAUAGUUAAAAAUAUAUUCGGUUUUGUUUGCAGUUGAAACGUGACAGAUUUAGCUGUUGUUAAGUUUGACUGAUUAAUAUAUGUUUAGUAAAUUGCAUCGACUGCUUAAAGUUACAGUACAUAUACUAUAUUGUGCAACUCUAUGCUAUACAUUUUUAUUAUGCAAGUGAAGUAAAAUCAUUUUAAGUUUCUCGGAGUGUUACUUUAUUUUGAACUGUAAACUAUUUGAGUUUUUCAUCUUAUCAUUUGACACAUAUCUUAAUACAUACUAUACCUCAACUGUCUAAAAUCUAAAAAUG